Messenger RNA from Prorocentrum cordatum, 1118 nucleotides. The record is from the annotation of a GenBank genome assembly. Lineage: Eukaryota; Dinophyceae; Prorocentrales; Prorocentraceae.
GGUCGCUCGGAUGAAGGCGAAGCUGGCGGCGCUGACUGCUGCGCAGCGGAUCGUCGGGGCGCAGGUGGCGGUGUACAAAGGCGGCCAGCUCGUGUGCGACGUCACCGGUGGCACCCUGUCGACCAUCGACGACAGACCCGUGGAGAGCGGCACCCACUUCCCCCUGAUGGGGGCGCUGGGGGCGGUGUCCGCGCUGGCGCUGCUCCGGGCCCUGCGCCGCCGGGCGCGCCGGCUCUCGCAGGCGGCCGCGCCGGCGGACGAGGGGAGCCCCUCGGCCGCCGCCGCCGCCGACGCGACCGCACUCCACACGCCCAUCGUGCGCAUCUGGCCAGAGUUCAGCGGGGGCGAGUCUGAGCUGACGCUGGCCGACGUGCUCGGCCACUGUGCAGGCCUCCAGGACGCCUUCCCCACCAACUUCGGCCCCUCCACGCUCGACGACGUGGCCGCGGUGGCGCAGCACCUGGAGAACGCCGACCUGUCGGCUGCCAGGGAGCCGCGGUACGCCUACCUGAUGCAGAACUUCGUCAUGGCCAAGCUGGGGGACUGCUUGGCCGACGAGGACAACCUGCUGCACUGGCUCGGGCGGGAGCUGGGCGACUUCGGCCUGGACAUCGCGGCGCCCGCAGGCCGCGGCGGCGAGGCGUCCAUCUGCCGCGAUUUGCCGCAGCUGUCCCGGGUCUCCAUGCAGGAGGUCUCCGAGGGCCGCGAGCGGAGGACCACCCGCACUGGCAGCCGCCCCAGCAGCGGGCUCGAGACGCAGUCCCUGCUGCAGGCCCUGGCCAAGAACCCGCUGGCCUUCGACCCGCUGCAGGGCAACACCGAGCACGGGGCCAAAUUUCGUGGCGGCAUGUCGCUGGGCGCCUCCGCGUGCGGUCUCGCGGAGCUGUUCUCGAGGCCCGAGGUGCACGAGGACCUGGGCGCGCUGCGGGCGCUUGAGCUGGCGGGCGAGGACCCCACGGCCAUCGGGUGGCUGCUCGCCGGCGGCGCGUGCGAGGCCAUCAAGCAGUUCCUUGGGCAGCACGGCGGCCCCUCAACCGACACGAGGACCUCAGUCAACCUCGGAGUAGACGACGGUGCUGGACAGGCUCGUCGCACAGGAGGUCGAGGUAAGAAGGCCA